This is a messenger RNA of Penicillium cinerascens, 999 nucleotides long. RefSeq names its product putative cell cycle control protein (Cwf26) (gene cwc26). Gene Ontology annotation, biological process: mRNA splicing, via spliceosome. Bases 1 to 999 code for a protein of 332 amino acids. NCBI's taxonomy places the organism in Eukaryota, Fungi, Ascomycota, Eurotiomycetes, Eurotiales, Aspergillaceae. The record is from RefSeq and is a predicted model, not a curated record. Gene Ontology annotation, molecular function: RNA binding. Gene Ontology annotation, cellular component: RES complex; U2-type spliceosomal complex. The transcript has a single exon.
AUGCCAGGCUCACUAGCCGACUACCUCGCGAAAAACUACCUCAACGCCGACCCGGCGACCGAGCGGCCCAAGAAAAAGCGCAAGAAGACCAAGACCACCGACACAGCCAGCUCCGGCCUGAUCAUCGCAGACGACGACCCUCCAGAUCUCCGCAACACCGAUGACCAAGUUCAAGAUGACGAGGACAGUCCAUUCAUCGACACGUCCUCAAAGAGCGCCGAGUUCCGCCGCGCCAAGAAAUCCAGCUGGAAGACUCUCGGUGGCCCUGCACCAGACAACAACCAAGCGGCCGCAGAUGCAAUCCUAGCUUCAGCUGCCGCCGAACGGGCAGCACACGCCGACGAAGAUGCCGACGCGCCGACCGUGGAAGGUAUGGAGGAAGAAGGGCAACGAAUGGAGUCCGGCGCUCUAGCUGGUCUCCAGACAGCAGAGCAGACAGCAGCGAUGGUAAAAGCGCAAGAACGACGCAAGAAAGCCGAAGAAGCACUAUGGCGUGACCCUCAGUCCACAGCUGCCCAAACCCAAGAAACAAUCUACCGAGACGCCUCAGGUCGAAUCAUCAACGUGGCAAUGAAACGCGCCGAAGCCCGACGCGCCGAGGAAGAAAAGAAAGAAAAAGAAGAACAAGCACGCCAAGCUCUAAUGGGCGAUGUCCAACGCCAACAACGCGAAACCCGAAAACAGGAACUACAGGAAGCGAAGGCGAUGCCGUUAGCUCGAGGUAUUGAAGACGAGACCAUGAAUGACGAGCUACGGGCGCGUGACCGGUGGAAUGAUCCUGCGGCAGGAUUCUUGACACAGAAGGCUGCGCCGGGAGCUAGCGUGACUGGGAAGCCAUUGUAUCGGGGCGCGUUCCAGCCGAAUAGGUAUGGGAUCCGGCCGGGGCAUCGGUGGGAUGGGGUCGAUCGGGCGAACGGGUUUGAGAAGGAUUGGUUCGCGGCGAGGAAUAAGAAGGGGAGGAUGGAGGCGUUGGAUUAUCAGUGGCAGAUGGAUGAAUAG